AUGGCGAUGGCGGGCUUUGCAGGGGCACGGGUCACGGCCGUGCUGCUCUUGAGCCUGAUCUGCGCUUUGGGCUUUGAGAGUGCCCGUGCCGCAAGCUGCCAAACUUAUGACGAGGCCGGCGCUGUCAGGUGCCGUAGCCUCGAAAGCUACACCGAGACGCGAGACAUGGUCACAGCAGAGCAGUGUCAGGCCUUGUGCGACAACACCAACGCAUGCGUCAUCGCUACCCUAAUCACCACCACCAUCGAUGGCCAAACCCACAAGCGCUGCCUCGUUGGCCCCGAUUGCGUCCUGCAAAGCGAUGAAGCCGCCGUCUCCCGCCGCUGCACUGCCCGCUCCCUCGUCGGCGUUCCCAUCAACUUUACGCAUCCCCGCGCCGUGCUCAUGCGUGGACCAGACGUUGCUGUUUACGAUAACAAACGCGCCCCCUUCUCGACGGAACUCGUCGAUGCGUUUGCCUCCAACCUCUUCAACUUCACCCUCGCUGGGCGCCUCAAUAAAGUUUCGGCUCCCAGUGAACAGUAUCAGAGCCAGAUCAUCCUUGACCUGGGCAGUCAAACCAAUGGUCUGGCGCUGGGCAUCGACACCGACUUUGAUGAUCGUCGUGGGAAAGUAAUCGCUGGUCUUUGCUUGGAAACCAAGUACAUCGGCCCCGCUCUUCCCGUACCCGCCCUGAACCAGUGGUUCGACUUUUGGUUCACCGUCCGAGCCAUCCCCACCUCCGUCCGAGGCACCGUGGAUAUUGAAAUGAGUCUUCAACUCGACGAUAAAAUCGACUCAGUCCGCGUCCCGAGCCUGGCCUUCAAAGCUUGGUCCGACAGCAACAAGGGCGGCUUCAAUAGCGGCUACCCAUUUCACGCCAGCAGAUCAGUUUGCCAUUUUCAUUCCACCAAGCUCCUCGACCUCUCCGACUCCACCGUCGUCGACCCAACAAUAGGCCUCCAGCUUUUCCUGGAUGACUAUGUCCUCGCAGAUCGCUCCAAGGACAAUUCCCGUGCUGGCGUGUUCGCACGGCCUUUGCCAGUUAAACCACCCUUGAACACCAUCCGGCCUUAUGCCUCUGAGCUGGCCGCCGAUGUUAGCGUUCGUGAUGCAUCUUGGACCAUGGCCACUGCCGUGCGCCUUGCUUUCACUCGGGAAGAAACACCUUUGUUUGAAUUCUGGAACAACGAGGAGAUUAUUCGAGUUGUCCUCUCCGGCAGCCAACUGCACAUUGGGCCCAAAGGACGUGAGGAGACAGGCAAUAAAAUCCCAAUUUCUUGGUCAGAUGUACACGAGCGCCGCUCCGUGCCCAUCAUACUCGCCUGUACACGAGAGGGCUCUGCCGCUACCGAGCCCGCGCAACCUCUGGAACUUCGUGUCAGCAAUGUGCGCUAUGUUCUGAAGCAGGAGAUGAAGUGUUCUUCUUUGAACCGCAUGGGAAUCCUUCUCCGCUACGUUGACCCUACAUCCCCGUUGUAUAUGGAGGAAGAGGUUGGACUUCGCCUUUUUGCCUCCAAGAUAGCCUCUCUUUUGCCGCAAGACAACACCCGCGCUGCUGCCUCGCCCGAAAAUCUCGUCAACUCGACAAAUGCCUUGGCCACGCUUGUGGCGCCAUCCGACCUAGAUGUUGUGGUGCCGGCGGGCCCGGUGGCCCUGGAGAUUGAGCUGCCCUUUAAUGAUCUUCUGCACGAUACGCGUGCUUUGCCUCUUUUUGCCAUUCAAGAUACGAUUGGGCUUUAUAUUGACGGCGCAUCUCGCCUCAUGAUUGAUGUGUGUGGCAAAGACAGCCAAUCCAUUUCAGCCACAUAUGCCGUUGAUCUCAUGGGAGCAGACUCGGCACACAAUGCCCUUUUGCGUAUCUCAAUUUUGCCUCUGGACGUCGACACCAGCUACGGCAGUCGCUUGGUGGCCACCAUCAAUGGGGAUGUGCGAUUGGACGUGCCGGUUCCUGGCCGGUUCACCAGUGGUGGUACCCUGCGACAAAUGAGCUUUGGAGGUGGUAGUGGUGGUACACCAUUUUGUGGCAAACAGGAGCCCAAGGUCUUUGAUGGCACCUUGCCGCUGUUCGGCACUGAUGUGGCCGUGGUAGACCACUUGGCGUUGCCCCCCCUGUCCGAAGUGCUUCAUCAAACGUGGCCUGAUACAUUGAGUGUGGUUGCCACGGACGUAAUGGUGUUUGUCUGGAAGUGCGAUUCGAAACGGCAGAGGGAGGGGGGGGCGGAGGAAGGAACCGAGAUCGAGCUUCGCCCCUCUUCAAGUCUUUGUGUUUUUUCAUCUCUCUCUCUCACCAAACUCUCUCUCACCAAACUCUCUCUCACCAAACUCUCUCUCGCCAAACUCUCUCUCGCCAAACUCUCUCAAACUCAAACUCUCUCUCUCUCCUUCUAUUUUAACCUCUCUUUACAACUCUCACUCGCACUCUCUCUGCAAUUUUCCCCCGUCUCCCACCACUCUCUGAAUCUCUUUCACAGACUCACACACUCUCUGCCGGAGCGCACACCAUCGCACUUCGACAUUCUACUCAUUCGUAUCUGCCUGGUCGGAGGCUUCCUCUUCCUCAUCAUCAACGCCUUUACGGGUCUGCCCCUCGAACCCGAUGUUUUCAUCAGCACCAGCUGGCCCGAUGGCACCAUUUUCUUGGACCUGAUCAUCUGGUCGGUCGUCACGGGCAGCUUUCACGUCAUUGCCAUCUGGAUUCACCUCCGCGAUGAGCGCCAACUCAAGCUCGAUGACAACGAGGAACCGAUUUGGCGCUACUUUUACCGCCGCGCGGGCAUGCCCCGCACGGAAUUUCGCAUGGCUUUUGAAAAGGGUGACUUUGUACGCUACAAGGCCGGUGACAUUAUUGUUGCAGAGAACGACUCCUUGCACCAUCUCCACCUCCUCGUGGAUGGUCUUGUCGAGUUCCAAUCCGCUUACAAUGAUCGCGAGGGCGACGCUCGCACGCUCCACUCCGGUGACCUCUUUGACCUUGAGAUUGCCAACCUUUUCGGUGUGCGCAUCGGUUUCGAAUCUGAUGGUUUCCGUGCCCGUGCCGUGACCAACUGCCUGCUUGUUCGCUGGCCCUUUGAGGCCGUCCAAAGCAUGGCGGCUGGUCCACCGGCCCUGGCCUCCUACUGGCGCAGCCUCGUGCUCUACCAGGUUGCUGCUGAGCUCAACCGCACUCACCUCGACGCCUCCGAUCUGCCCAGCGACUCGCAUGGCCAUCUGGAAGACCCCGAUAUCUUGUCAGGCGGUCGCUCGCGUGAUUUUACCGAGCCUCUGAAAGACCACGAGCUCCCUCCUCCAACCACCUUCAAAUCCAUCUUGCAAUGGCUCUGGCGCUCCGCCAGCCCCUUCCCACCCCCGGGUCUGCGUCAUAACACGCUCCCCACCUCUGGUCAGAUGGCCUCGCAACGUCUGGUGGAAAUGCGCACGCGACUGGCCGAGCUGGACAAGAUGCAUGCCAGCAACGAGCAACCCUUCACCUCCGUCUGGACCGGCGGGGCUCGUGAAAGCCAGAACGCAGCCCUCAUGCGCCGCGUUACCAGCCGCCUCAAGCGCGCCCAAUCAAAGAACAAACCGGAACACCCUGAUGACGACGCUAAGGAAACGGGCCAGAUUGUACAUGACCUGGCGCUGGCCCUCUCUCGUAACAGCGAGACCCCGCCCGCAGACGCCAAUGAAACCGUUCAGGAAACUUCCCUGAGCGCCAGCGAGCAGCCGGCCUCUACCAACCAGAAGAGUGUCAAGCGUAAGGUUUCCGUCAAAUCGACCCGCCGCGUCUCGACGCAAUCGGCAAUCCUCUAAAAAGGUCGACGCCAGACAUGGCCUCGCUGCACCGCAAGCGAAAGAGCUAGCGUCUUCGCCCCUUUCCAGUCCCUUUGACGUGAACGUGGCACGCCAUCGUCGUCCCCCACCCCCACCCCAUUAACAAUGACUUGCUUGAUCAACCACGCCAUGCGCACUUCUGCCCAUGAAAACUUCUUCAAGCAUGCCAAGACCCCAGUCCUCUACAUCCGAGUUGUGAGAUGAUGGGGUCUCUGGCACGUGUACUUUAAAGCAGCUCGAAUUGCAAAAAAAAUAACC
Messenger RNA from Monosiga brevicollis MX1, 4050 nucleotides. RefSeq lists its product as uncharacterized. Lineage: Eukaryota; Choanoflagellata; Craspedida; Salpingoecidae. The coding region runs from base 1 to 3771 and encodes 1256 amino acids. The transcript has 12 exons. The record is from RefSeq and is a predicted model, not a curated record.